AUGUCGACUUUUGGGAGUAAGCACAAGCACGGCCUGAACGGCGGCGCGAUAAAACACAUGAUUGACAUGUCGACAAUCAUCUCGCCCACCCAAGGCGGCUUCCACAAGCACAGCGAUCCGGACCACAUCGACAGCGCCGUCGAGCCCACCAUGACCGUCUGCGCCGCCUUCCAGUCUCACAUCGUGCGCAUACACAAGGACUUGUGCGCACCCGGCCAGUCGUUGCUGUCCAAGGACCGCUUCGCCGACUUUCUCGUCCAGGUCCAGGGGGAGACCAUGGUGCACCCUCUCGACAGAGAGACGUACACUUUCCAGCAGUUCUUCGAGGUGUGGUGGUACCAGUACCGUCUCGGCCCGCUGCGCAAGGUCAUUCCAGACCCCGAGGACCAGUGCAAGCCCAUCAGCCACUACUUCAUCAACAGCAGCCACAACACAUACCUCCUGGGGAACCAGCUGACGUCGGACAGCUCGGUGGAAGCGUACUCGACGGCAUGUAUAUCCUAUAUCCGAGAGCCUGCAUGCUCCAUUUCCCCAGAAAUAGACGUCUGGAACAACCCGAGUGUGAGCCCCAGCCGGUCCCGAUCGCCGCACCCGGAAACGCAGCGGCACCGGUCGACCUCGUCUGUCGCAUCUGCCAUCGAGGAGGUCACAAGCAUGCUUUUGGGCAAAUCCAUUUCCCACCACCGGACAAUGAGCGGAGGGGCAAAUAACUUGGCCGUCCCCUCGCCCUCGCCGGGGGGUAGCCAGGCGGCGCUGAACAGUGACGUCGGCCCCGCACCGGUCUCGGGGACCGGCGGUGCGCUGUCCGAGGAAGAGACACGGCUGACCAGGGCGCGGUCCCAGUCGCAAACGAAUCCAUCGGCGGAGCCGGUCGUGAUGCACGCGCACACGUAUAUGCAGCGCGACUACACGCUGCAGAGCAGAUACGUCGGCUUUCGCGACGUGUGUCGCGCCAUCGGCAAGUCCGCCUUCGCCACCAACCACCUGCCCAUCAUCAUCAGCCUCGAGGUACACGCCGACUGUCAACAGCAGGACGUCAUGGUGAAGAUCAUGCGCGAGGAAUGGGGCGAGCGCCUGUUGGACGAACAGUUCAUCGGCUGCGACCCGCGCCUGCGCCUGCCUCGACUGGACGAGCUGAAAGACAAGAUACUGAUCAAGGCCAAGAAGGCCUCGGUCCUCGACGACCACAACGGAACGGCCGACUCGUUGGGGAUUCCACUGCAGAAGCUGAAAAAGGAAGAGCAGAAGAGUCUGGGGCUGUCGCCGGGCUGCGCCGCCGCCUCCAGCUCCGACGACGAGGGGACCGCCGCCGCCUCGGGAACCGCCACCUCGGGCGCCACAGGGAACAGGCCUCUGAUUUCCAAGAACCUGAGCAGGCUGGCGGUGUACACGCACAGCAAGCACUUUCACGGCUUCAACGACCGUGUAUGCAAGACGCCUUCGCACAUAUUUAGCCUGCAGGAGAACAGGAUCCGCGACCUGGACGCCAAGGCGAUAGCGGCGCACAACCGGCAGUACCUCAUGCGCGCGUACCCGGACCCCGUCGCGCGCGUCGACAGCGGCAACAUGGACCCGGCGGCCUGCUGGCGGAAGGGCGUGCAGAUGGUGGCUAUGAACUGGCAGACGCUCGACAGCAACAUGAUGCUCAACCACGCCAUGUUUGCCGGCACCGAGGGCUGGGUCCUGAAGCCGCCGGCCCUGCGCGGCGGCGACGGCACCAUGGACGAGAAGGAGCUGGUGACCAUCAUGCAGCUCAAGGUCACAGUCUUCGCCGGCCAAAACAUACCGCCCAUCAAGGGCAAGACCGAGACCUCGUUCGACGCGCACGUCAAGGUCGCCCUCCACGUCGAGGGCCGGUCCGACCCGCUCAAGGACGACCUCAAGACCAAGGGCACCAGCCACCCGGACUGGGGGCCCGAGGGCGACUCGGUCGUGUUCAAGGACGUGGCCAACGUGGCCCAGGAGCUCAGCUUCCUGCGCUUCAGGAUCGAGGACGACAGCACCCUCUCGUCGUGGGCCUGCUACCGCCUCGACCGUCUCCUGCCGGGAUACAGAUUCCUCGACCUGCUCGGCCCCACCGGCAAGCGCACCGAGGGCAGGCUUCUCGUCAAGAUUGAGAAGACGCUCCGCCCGAGUGCGACUUAG
Molecule: messenger RNA, 2145 nt
Organism: Gaeumannomyces tritici R3-111a-1
Lineage: Eukaryota; Fungi; Ascomycota; Sordariomycetes; Magnaporthales; Magnaporthaceae
Product: 1-phosphatidylinositol-4,5-bisphosphate phosphodiesterase 1
Exons: 2
Coding region: 1-2145 (714 amino acids)
Biological process (GO): lipid metabolic process; phosphatidylinositol-mediated signaling
Molecular function (GO): phosphatidylinositol-4,5-bisphosphate phospholipase C activity
Source: RefSeq, a predicted model, not a curated record